This is a messenger RNA of Geosmithia morbida, 3111 nucleotides long. RefSeq lists its product as uncharacterized. Gene Ontology annotation, molecular function: RNA polymerase II cis-regulatory region sequence-specific DNA binding; zinc ion binding; DNA-binding transcription factor activity, RNA polymerase II-specific. The transcript has 3 exons. The record is from RefSeq and is a predicted model, not a curated record. The coding region runs from base 1 to 3111 and encodes 1036 amino acids. NCBI's taxonomy places the organism in Eukaryota, Fungi, Ascomycota, Sordariomycetes, Hypocreales, Bionectriaceae. Gene Ontology annotation, biological process: positive regulation of transcription by RNA polymerase II; negative regulation of transcription by RNA polymerase II.
AUGGAGGUGACUACAUCGACCGAUCACGACCUUGGCUUCCCGAGGGGUCACCCGAGUCCGUCCGACCAGCUUGUACUCGAGGACCGCGAGGGUUUCCUCGACAGCCUGCGCCAUCUCCGCGACGACCACGAUGACCAAGACGGACACGACAUCCAUCUGGGCGGCACUGCAAUGACGGCCGCCCACCAGCCAGUCGAUGCCUUCAUGACCAACAACCACAACCACCACAACGACAACCACAACAACAGCAGCAGCAGCAGCAAUAGCAACGACAUCACAGCCAGCAAGCUGCUAGGGCCCGCACUGUUUCCCAUGCUUCGGCAUGCCAACGAUGACGAUGCCGACCACAGCGAUGCCGGCCACCACGACCAUGACGAAUCCCUCGCGACUCAGAAUACGCCCAGCGGUAUCGCUCAGCUGCGAAAAUCAUCGGAACAUGCUGCCCAGAACAACAGCAGCUCAAAAUCGGAGCCCAUGAACAUUGAUGACUUCAUCUUCUCCGAGAACGCUGCCACCCCCUCCGGCAUCACCAUGUCGCCGCCACCUCCCCCGACCGACAGCAACUCCUCCUCCACCACCACCACCACCACCACUACCACCACCACCAACGGCAAGCCCGCUUUCCAGAAGCCAGCACACGGUAUUCCUAUUAAGUCGCGCAUGCAGCAGCAGAAUGGCCAGAGUCAGCCUCAGAGCGACCACCAAAUGUCAGAUUCCCAUCAAUUUGUGCCUCAGUCUGUUCCCGAGCCGCCUCAUCACUUCAACCAUGAGUUCAACUAUGUCAAGCGCCAUCCGCGAAAGACCAGUAUCGACGAUAGGAGGACUCGGAAACGUCCUGCAAACUUCUCCCCCCAUGUCAUUGCCGUCAACUGCAACACACCAGGCGCACACGACCUGGAGCCAGAUUCUGAUCUCCGCGACUAUUCUCUUGAUGCCAACCCUCACGUCAACAUGAACCACUCCCACAAUCAGCAGGGCCCGCCCUUUCAUCUCGACACCUUCAUGGACAAUGACCCCAUCAUGACCUCGGCUGGACCCUUCCAGCACAGCUUCUUCUCCCCCGGAACAUCGCCCAUGGUCCCCAACGCCCCCUUCUCCACCAUAUACAAUGGCUCCUCUGUCCCCUCGUCCUCGAUGAACACGGCCGACAUCUACUCACCACCGGGAUCCGCCUAUCAGUCCACCGUCUCUACGCCGCACCCGGCUGCUGAUAACGACGGCUUCUACUUUGGAGGCCACGAUAUCCAGCACAGCCGCUCCCAGAGCUUCCGGCAAGGUCACAACUCCAACCCCAGUGGUCAGAUGAAUCAGCAGUUCAUGUACAGCAGCUCCCAGCCCGGUCAUGUCAACGGUAGUGGAGCUGGUGGUAACAACAACAACAACAACCACAACCGUAAUAGCAAUAGCAACGGUGCGAGCAGUAACAGCAACAGCAACAGCAACAACAACAACAACAACAACAACAACAGCAGCAGCAGCAACAGCAGCAACAACAACAGCAGCAACUCCAUGUUCUCUGCCCCUGGUAAUCCCGACUCCAUCUCAGCCUUUAGCGGCCCCUCCAGCUCAUUUGGCCACAUCGACCCGGCCCAGGUCUUCCAGCCCGACCACGCUCUCGGCUCCCCGAGCGUCUCUAUGGGCCAGGAUAACAUGUUCUCCUUUGGUGCUGACUCGGAUGACGAGGACAACAACGCCUUCUCCGACCGCAACAUGAACAUGAACGACUUCUCCAGCAGCAUGGACGAGCCAUCUCUGGGCUGGGACGCCUCGCUGCCUGGUCAGUUCAGCACGCAGGCUGCCCGCUUCCCCGGUGGACCGACCCGUAAACAGGUCGUCAUCGGCGGCACCACGACCGAGUACCUCGACAAUGGCGACUGGGAGAGCAACGGCCUCGGCCGCUCUCAGUCGUUCCGCGGAACCGGCGACAAGAGGCAGCAGAGGAUCCCCCGCAACAUCUCGACACCCUCGCAGCUGGCCAAGCACGGCGGCCUCGAGCACCUGGCCCAGUCGCUCCCGAACUCGCCCGGCGGCGAUGGCCCGGGAUCCAUGUCUGGAUUCUCGUCGGUCGUCCCGAGCCGCCCAGCCUCGCCGUCCAUGUCGAAACAGGGCUCCAGCUCCAACCUGCAGGCGGCCGGUCAAGGCGACGGCAACGGCCCCACCACGUGCACCAACUGCUUUACCCAAACGACGCCUCUUUGGAGAAGGAACCCCGAGGGCCAGCCUCUCUGCAACGCUUGCGGCCUCUUCCUGAAGCUGCACGGUGUGGUUCGACCGCUCAGUCUGAAGACGGACGUCAUCAAGAAGCGUAACCGCGGAUCGGGUCCCAACGUGGCGGUGGGCAGCACGAGCACCAGGUCCAAGAAGGGUGGAUCGGCCGCCGCCUCGCGCAAGAACUCGACCCUCUCCAUCUCCAACACGGCCAAGGAGGCUGCCGCACCAGCCGCCGUCAGCAACUCGAAGAUGACAGCCAACAUGAGCACCUCUCCCACCUCUACCUCUCCUACCGUCACCACCAACAUGCACAGCAACUCGACCAAGACGGUGAAUGUACACGGUCAGCAGCAGCAGCAGCAGCAGGCUACCACGCCUCCGUCGACUACUCGGGCGGGUAGUGCUAACGAGGUCGAGAGUCCCGCUAGCGCCGGUGCUAACUCGGUUAAUACGGCCGGGAGCACACCCAACAGCCACUUUGGCAGCACCACGUCGUCCAACGCGGCCAUGGGCGGCAAGGGCGUGGUGCCCAUCGCAGCCGCCCCACCCAAGACGGCCCCCGGACCGGGAGCCUCGAUGGCGCGCAGCUCGACGGCGUCGUCGAAACGUCAGCGCAGGCAUAGCAAGAGCGGUACCGAGGUGUCUCUGGGCAUGGACCUCGACAGCCCGAGCAACUCGACCGGGUCCAACGAGGCGGCCGGGCGUCCGUCAACGGGAAGCAGCAUGCACAUCAUGCCGGGCGGCAUGAUGCCCAAUAGCUUCCACAUGUCGCAGCAACGGCCGAUGAUGGGUUCCAACGUAGUGCAGAUGAGUGGAGCAAGUCAGCAAAAGCCCAUGAUGGGGAGCCCCGCGUCGUCUUCCGGUCCCCAGGAGUGGGAGUGGUUGACUAUGAGUCUGUGA